Messenger RNA from Pelmatolapia mariae (spotted tilapia), 3131 nucleotides. It is a transcript of the gene ifngr2, whose product is annotated as interferon gamma receptor 2. The transcript has 7 exons. The record is from RefSeq and is a predicted model, not a curated record. Gene Ontology annotation, molecular function: protein binding; cytokine receptor activity. Gene Ontology annotation, biological process: cytokine-mediated signaling pathway. Bases 459 to 1361 code for a protein of 300 amino acids. NCBI's taxonomy places the organism in Eukaryota, Metazoa, Chordata, Actinopteri, Cichliformes, Cichlidae. Gene Ontology annotation, cellular component: plasma membrane.
ACCCUCACGUGAACGCGCGGGGGAAUCCCCGGUCUGUCGAUACUCAGCCCCGUGUGAGCUGGUGUGAGGGCGAGUCCAGACACGGGCGUUGCUGAGCUUCGACGUGCAGGGCCCGGGACACUCGGGUGGGAGGGCAGCGUGACUCACCUGGCUCACAGGUGAGGUGGGGCUGAGCGGAUUCUGAGCUCUGCUGGUAAACACAGUCUGUCCCAGCGGCUGUGAGCGGUGAUCAAACACCGCGUGGAUCAGUUGUUGGUGUUUUGUUAUCGUUGUUAUCGUUUGUCACGUACAGCUUUAAGAGGCGGAACCGGAAAUCCUCCAAGACAGAAGCAGUCUGCGGACGGAGACGUCCAGAUUAUCCAGCUCCGCGAGGAAGUGCGUCGGUGUGUGUUUCGAUUCUUCAGCUCCAGCCACCGCGUUCGGACACCGGCCACAGACCGAGGAAUGAGGCCGACACCAUGCUGCUGAUCCUGCUCUGCCUCCACGCCUUCUCCCGGGUCGCGUCUCAGGCGCCGCCGCCGCCUCCACAGAACGUCCAGGUGGAGAAGGGUCAGCUGACGUGGACUCCAGGGGAGCCGGGCGUUACCUACACUGUGAAUUACCGCAGAUUUAACUCUGAUAAAUGGGAAGCUCUUCCAGCUUGCAUCCAGACGCCUUUCUAUUCCUGCAACAUAUCAGCGAUUGGGCCGAGCGACACUAACGACUCGCCUGAGAACAGCUGCGUGACGCUGCGUGUGCAGGCCGAGAGACGGGGGCUGAGAUCUGAGGGUGUUAAAGCCUGCAGCAGAGACGGUGACGUCUGCACGCCUCUGUUCAGCAUUUUGACCCGGCCCGGAUCACUCACUGUACACCUGAGUGCCGACCACGAGCUGGCGAAGGAACACGCUGACAAUGCCAAGCACAGGAUUUACUUUGGCAAAGAGGGAGAGAGUCCUCUGAAGGUGUAUGAAGACACCAUAGCCUCCAGGACCAUUGAAAAGCUGGAGGAGGGGCAGCGGUACUGUGUUCAGGUGGCCUAUACGGUCCACGGGGAACUCGUGGAACCACGCAGCUGCAUCCAGUGUGAGUUCAUCCCUAAAUCAGAACACGUGAACAGGACGCCGAUGAUCGUGGGGCUGCUCGUCAGCAUCGUGGUCCUCGCCAUCAUCAUUCUCGCAUUGGGAUACCUCGGGUUUUUCCAAACUGAGAAAAUCAAACGCUGCCUGGAGCCAUAUAAAUAUGAAAUCCCACCGAAUCCGUUUCCUGGGGAAUUUGAAGUCCGAACAUUUAUUCCCACUGUAGAGCUCUAUGACGACCUCCAGAUCUCUGACGGUAACUACGAGCCCAGAUCAGCACUCUGCUCUCCCGCCGCUGCUUCCUGAACUCUUGGAAAGGCUCCGCCCUCUCACAGAGACUCCAUUCAGAGUUUACCAGCAGAGGCGACUGAGUCGUUUACCUGCUCCAGGUGACAUAACCAUGCACCAUCUGGAUUACUUACCUGUGAGCACCUGAUCUCAGAACAUUUGUGAACUACUCCCAUGAGGACAGCGGGUGGAGUAAAACCAGGACGGAGCGCAGCGAGCAGCUUCCUGACACUAAUUUUAACCACUGCGCUCUAACAACCAUCGCAGCAGACGAGCGGGUCACUCUAGCAUUAACCAAGUCUCGUUUCUGAAUGACCACGCCUCCGUGAAUGUUCUCCACGCUGCCACUGCUUCAAACCUCUGAUGACAGAAAAUAGUAGAAAAACAGGAACUGCAAACACGUCUGCGUGCUCUUUCUCAAACUUCCUACAGUCCUGUUUAACUCUGAGAGUUAGUUUCUUUAUUAGUAACUGUCGGUGAGAGCGUUCCUGGGCAGGUGGGAAUAACACGCUCACUGCUGGAUCUGACUGGCUGCGGUAAGAGGACAGUCGUGGCCAACACUUCCUGUUUCAGUGAAAUAGGAAGUGUCGCAUGCGCCUGUAACAUGAACACUGUUGGGUAAAUGUUUGUCUACGGGAAAUUUUCAUGUAAUUCUUUUUUUUUUUUUGGGGGGGGGGGGUCAUAGAAAGCCCCUCCUCCCUGCAGAGGUCGACUCCCCGUCCUUCUGAAUAAGCGGAGUUCACCUUAAUAAAAUGUCUGAGUCACUGGUGAGGCUGAGUCAUUGCUUCCAGUAAACAGCAGGUCAAAGGUUACAGUAACAAACAAAGCAGCAGCUCACAGCCACGCCCACAAAACUUUUUAUUGUUUCAGAAAAAUGACAGUUUGAGUUCUGCUCCGAGCUUCAGGAACGACUGAAGCAGCCAAGAUUUUAAACUUUAAUACUGAAAACUCAUCAACACACAUCGUAGUCACAAACAGGAAGUUCAGGAAGACAAACGUCCUUUUAUAAUCCAGUGUCAGACUGAGACGAGACAGCAAAUGUGCUUCCAGCUAUAAAUUAGCCCCGCCCCCUUGAAGUGUCAGCCUGGAAGAUUUUCAUUAAAAAUACAUGUAACAAUCACAGACUUUUAAUUUGGAGGAGUCACAGGAAGUGACCUAAAACGAUUUUAAUCUGACCCCAAAACCUAAAACGGUCCAGAGUGAGCGUGAUCUGAUGGAUGAGGUGAAACACUGUGUGUGUGUGUGUGAGUGAGACACCUGUGGCUAACAGGUUAGCAUCCGUCCUGUGGCGGCUACACAUCGCUCCGCUCGACUGUUCUACAUCCAACCACAGCAGGACGGGGCCGGUUUGUUCGGCUUUUUGUUUACGUCUUCUUGUCAGAGCGAGAGGCGAGUCUCACAUCCAGCUGUUUACAGCUAACAUGUGACCUUUAGCAUUUAACCAACAGGAAGUGAGGCUGAAAUCUCCCAGAGUGACACUUUAACAGUAAGACCGGCGGUCCUGCCCGCCAGCAGGAAUUCCCUCAUUUUACAAAACACGCAGACUGACACAGAGAGAGAAGUGAAACAUAACAACAGAGCUAUAUUUACAUGCAUGUGUGUGUGCGCGCAGCAGCACUGAUUGGUCUCCAUUUAAAAAGCAACAUUAAUACUAAAAGUGUUUUUACAGCUUCGAUUAAAACAGCAGAAUACAAAACAUCUGAAGCAAACCAGACGUGUGUGUGUGUGUGUAGAGACGUCUUAACCCCAUAAAUCUUCAGUGCGGCCGAACUUGUAGAUCAGAGUGCU